ACUGUUCGCCCGUAAACUUGUUUUGAAUUCGUAAGCACUAUAAUUUUGCUUAAUCAAACUUAUCUUUAUCGAUAAAUUACGGAUCUAUCACGUUAGUCCACGUACAGUUACGUCGACAGGUAAAUUGAUUUACCACGCGUCAGCUAAACAAGAGCGAAUACGUGUAAUAUUAUACAUUGAAAUUUAUAAGUUCAUUUUUAGUACGGUUUGUGAUUUUUUAAGUCUCAAAAUGCUACGAUUAGUGCUUAUAGCGACUUUUCUUCAGUGCACCAUUUCGCAGCAGUAUCAACAGAAAGUGGCACCAGGAGUGCCGCCGCAAAAUUACCAGAAUUAUCAACAGCCACCGCCUCCACCUGCACCGAUACAACAACAGCAACAGCAGCAGCAGCAGUACCAACCGCCGCCGCCGCAAUUUCAGCAACAGCAACAACAAGUUCCGGUGCAGCAACAGCAGGUUCCGGUGCAACAGAUCAACGUCCAACAACAACGACACGGGCAUGGAGGAGAUGCGCAAAUUUUGAACGCAGCAAACAUCGCCCAAGAAAGAGACCACAUUCAGGAGCAUAUGGAUGUUCCAAUCGAUACCUCAAAGAUGACAGACCAGGAGCUGCAAUUCCACUACUUCAAGAUGCACGAUGCUGACAAUAACAACAAGCUGGACGGUUGCGAGCUGAUCAAAUCUUUGAUUCAUUGGCACGAACAAGGUCACACCGAUGCUCCUCAGCAAGGUCAACCGCCGGUUGGAGAGAAAAUCUUCAAAGACGAAGAACUGAUAAACCUGAUAGAUCCAAUUUUAAAUAUGGACGACCAUAAUAGGGACGGUUACAUAGACUAUCCCGAGUUUGUGCGGGCGCAGCAGAAGAACCAGAAACAAGAGGGGCAGUAAAUACUCUGUGGGUUAUCGUGGCUGUAUAAUGUUAACAAUCUGUGGUCGAUACAAAAUAAUUAAUUUCUUCUCAAUCAGUUUUGACAGCCGCAUGCCAAAACCCAACUGUCAACUGUCAAGUGAAUCAAAGUUAUUUAUUGUUGAAUGUAGAAAUGUAUUUUAUUUUAAACCACAAAUUUUACUAAAACAGAAUGCAAGAAUAUAAAUGUCAUUAUAGUCAUGUUAUAAAAGAGGUACAGAAUCACACAGUUAGAAGUAUAAGUGAGUAUAGAUUUUUAGAUUGUCGACAUUUAACUAGUAAAAUAAGAAGGACUCCGCGCCGUGAUAUUAGCAAGUAAAGCACUUUUAUGCUAGUGUGUGUGCGAUUACGGGGAUACCAGUAACACAAAUUCUUCUCCCUUCUGGCCCCAAUGACUAUAAACUCAAAUUUUUUAAAUUGUGAUGGAUUGUGUUACACAUUUUGACAAAGCACGACGGCAUUUUUACAUAUUUUAUUGCGACGCAAACUCGUCUGUCACGGACGAUGGCAAAUCUCAAAAUGGCAAACGAUCGGCUUGUAUUAGUGUAAGUGUGUGCGUGGGGAUAUGUACUCGUUAGCCGGCUUGUUUUGGUGACACGGUGUCCUUCUUUUUUUAUUGGUCCGUGAUUGUCGAUAAUGUUAUACUAUAUACAAUAUUUCUUUGAACAGUGGAGUUUUAGCGUGCGGCUGUCAACAUGUAAGUGAAAUAUUUUAAAGUGAAUGCUUGUAUUUUAACUACUUGGAGAAUAUGUAUUGUUUAAAAAUAUGAGGAAUUUCAAUAUAAAUUUUAUUUAUUUUUAUUCUAUAUAUUAUAUAUCUAGCACAUAUUUUACGUAGUUUUAAAAAAUUAUCUUACAGUAUUCACUUUAAGAUAAAAUAAUAUCAAAAAAGGUUCUAUUCGCUUAUUGUGAAUGUCCAUUUAUUGUCCAAACUGGGCCCUGUUUUAAAAUCUUUUCAUAAAAGAUGUCCUCCACAAAAACUGCAUAUUUAUGUAUUUACAUUAUUUUAUUAGAAAAUAAUGUAAAAAAGAGCAUUUUGAUAUUAUAGUAUCAAAACUUGUAAGUCUAUGUAUUUUACCACCAUUUUGAAUUAUCAAAAUUUAUACAAUCUGCAAUUGCUGGGAUUUCUUUUGUGUGAAAGAUGGUUGACGAGACACUAACGAUACUCGAGGAUGAAGAAAAAAAAACUAAAAAUAGCAAUCAAUUGAAUAGAAAACAUUACCGCGCAAGUUGAAUGCAGUCGGGGCUUGGUCAACGAAUAUAUAAUAGUACUAGUACGGAAGUCUCACUCCGCAAAAUCAAUUAAAGAAAUAGGGACUCUUGUGGUCAUACAAUAAGGUGUAAUUCAGAUCGCACAACGCUACAAACCUACAUUAUUAUUCACCUAGAAGUUGCCUCUCUUUCUAUCGCGUGACUCUUACCUCUUCUGACGGCAUUAGGGUUGACCUAGUGUAAGAUCAUUUUAUAAAUAUAGCUCAGUUUUUUCUAUAAUAUUAAUAGGUAUGUAAUCUAAAUUUUAAAGCAAUAUUCUUUCAUUGUCAGACCUACUUUGUAUAUAGGAUAUAUAUAGGUAGCUAUCAUGAAUGCUAAUUACAUUAAUAAUAAUAAUCACUUUAAAUUCGAUUGUUUCAGCGUCCUUAGGAAGCUUAAAUAAUUUAAAUUAGGAUCUCAAUGACCUUUAAUAUUCUUUGCUUUAUUUAUGUUUCUCCAUUUUUAAAAUAUCGGUCGGACUGGUGAAGUAGGUAGUAGUAGCAGACAACAAAGCUCGCUCGUGAGUCCCUACUGACUGGCCUACUCUGUAGAGGCCGCCGUACGUACUUACGAUUUAAAUAGCUACGGGCGAAGUGAGACAGCUCUGGCGCGAGGUGAGACAGGUCUCUCGCGCCUGCAGUGUAGUGAUGUGCCCUAUGUGUCAGUUAUCGUACGCUUACCGCGUUAAUACUGAAGUUGCGAUCCCGCGGAUUUUUUUUUUAUUUUAAUAAUGACUGAUCCUUCCUUCCUUAUGGAAAUGGAAUACAAACUUAUGUUUGUAUUCAUCGCCAAGCACGAGAAAUGGCGAAAAAUGUUUUAGACAUAUGUAUUGAAGAAGAGCAGAACAAAAGUUUGAGAUGUAAUUUUUAGUUUUAAAUGGUGUAAAAAUUAAAUUUUUCUUUUUUUUAACCUUAUAUAAUAAAUAAUAACAGUGUAAAAUGGUUUAAUAUUAUCGACACUUAUUAUUAUCGUCAUCAAUUAUAGUUAGGUCACAUCACUAUCGCGUUCCUGAACUCUGUAUUCAACUCGCGCGUUAUCUUUAAUUAAUCAAUCAACGCACACACUCACGGAUUAGACGAAGAAGGGUACACACGGACCUGUUGGCGCUUGCGCACAACUAACAGAGUAGUCGGGCACUCGUUACUGUCUCACCAAUCAUAGUGUAAAGUAGUAAUUGUGGCACAAAAUGAUUAAAACAGACGCAAGAAUGUGCAUAUAACUGUCGCUUUGUAUUUGGUCUUUGUAUAGGUAAGUUACCCAAAGCUGGGGGCUCACAGAACUAAUUAUUUUGUUACACAACAUGCCUACUAAUAUUAUAAACGUGAAUGUAAGUUUGUUUCGUUUUCAUGCCUAAAUCAUAAUGAUAAAAUUUAGUACAGAGAUUAGGCUAUAAGACUAGAGCUUGAAAAAGGACAUAGGCUACCUUUUAUUGCAAAAAAAAUAGUGGGGUUGAGAUGGCAGUUUGUAUGGAAUUUCGUCAUUAUCGAAGAUAAAACCACGAAACUUUGCAUUAAGGCACUUGAUAAGAAAUAAUUUAUUAAUAGUUGGUCGAGUAUUUUUGAAACUUUGACCUUCAUGGGGAUGAAAUAGGAGAAUAAAGUUCACAGGGAAAUACUAUUAAAGAGACUGUCCACAAUGACAAGGGAUAAACGCUGUAUCAUAGCUGUCAGCAGCGGAAAGAACAAUUUGUAUGUGUAUUAUGAAAAGUAUCCUAUCUAAAUAAAUAAAAAAUGCCCAAAGUAACUAUUCAACACGGACGAAGUCGCGGGUAAAAGCUAGUAUUAUAUAAACCGGCCCGUGCAGUAUGAUGCGUCCUCGUUUGCUAAUUAACAGAUAUAAUGUGAGUGCUUUGCUUUGGUUAACUGGCCUAUACAGAAUGUGUACAAAAAGGGCGGUAAAAUGUCAUGGUAUUGUGUAUUACAAUUUUUUGGGCUUUGUAAAUGUGGCGGUAUAGAUUAAAAUCACUUUCAAAUCGUAAUAUGCAUAGUUCUUAUUUGUCUUCUAAUAUGUUGAUCUUAAGUUUAUCCAUUUAUAACACUUAAAAUUCUUAAAGUAAUGCUAUUAAACUAAGGGAAAUUUCAAUGCAGUUUAAAAGCAUAUUUUCAUAAACUGGUAAUAAUUACUUUAGUAAUUUAGAAAUUUUUAACAAUUACAUCAAAACUUGUGACAUAAGCGUAAACCAAUCAAAAUAGUUAUAAUCCAAUCAAAACUAUUAUAAUCCAAUCAAAAUGGCACGUACUAAAGUACCCUCAUCUUGCCGCACGUUUAUUAGUUAGUUCUUCAACUAUUAACAAACGAAACAGUCACAAAGAUAUCUCAAGCAUUUUAUUUUUCUGCAAUACAUUCCUAAAUAAUUUUUAACUUUAAGAAUAUUUUCAUUUAUAGGUAUGCCAUAACCAUGAACCUAGACGAUACUGUAGCUAUUGUUCUAUUACUGUAGUUAUCUAUUCUAAGAAAAAUGUAUUGUAUUAGAUUUUUUACUUUUUAAAAUUGUCUCUUAUUCUUUAUAAACGGAAUCUUGAAUCUUUCUGUGUCGAAUAUUUUAUGAUAUUUAAUUUUUAUGUAGUUCUUCUAAUGAUUGGUAUAAUACACGACAACCGAGGCAGAAUAUAAAAUUAAAUUUGGCAUAUUACAUAAGGAAAAUCACUUAUAUUACCUACCAUAGUUGACCAACGCGCAUAAUUAUUAUUUCAAGUUCUUUUAUUAAAUUAAAAUCAUGAGAUUUUAAAAUUCUUUCAGGGUGUGAAGUGUUAACGGUUCUUCUUCCGUCACCUUGUCAUAGAUUUAAUAAAAUGAACAGAGAUUAUUGAUAAAUAUAUUUUAUGCUUGCCUGGUAAUGUUUCUGGACUUAGCCGAGGAAAUCCUUAGUUCAUAGAAAUGAUGUGUGUAUGAAUAUGUAUAUUUUGAAAUUACCAAGACUAAUUAGUAAUUUGUUCUAUAUAAUAUAACAUCAAACUUAUUUUAAUUUAAUUCGGUUGUGUUUGGCUUGUCCUGAAAAAUUACAAAAUUACGAUUAAAAUACUUUACAUAAAAAUGCGCAGUAUUUUUCAAAAAUUUCUUAGGAUAUUAGAAAUUAAGUAUAGGGUUAAUUUUGUUAUAAUAUGUAUGUAUAUUCUAUAUAAAAUACCAUAUUUUAAUGUGUAAGAUGAUGUUUUGCACAGCAUGCCUGAUUAUGACCAAUCAAAUACAAAAUAGCUCAUGUGAUUUAUUGUGCGUCUGCUCGAUGUUUAAAAAAGCAAGAAAGAGAUUAUGAUUGGUUUGUUAAAUUCGUCCAUUAUUCUUAUAAACUUUAUUAGUUUUAUUUAAAUAUUUUAUUAUAGCGGUAGUUGCUACAUUUGUCUUGGCUGACUAAUUGCGAGAAACCAAUCAAAUCACUCAACUAACGCCUCGAUGUCUUUAAAUAUUCUAAAAAAACGUUUCUUUCUAUUUGAGAUCAUUUUAUGAAAGCGGUAGUUGCUACAUUAGUAUUAAAUUAUAAAUAUUUACGAAAACCGGUUCCUGUUUGAGACCAAUCAAAUCACACAACUAUCGCGUCAUUUUCUAUAAUUAAUGUUCUAUUGAUGUUAUUUGUGUCGAUAAAUAUUUAGUGUUGAAUUCAA
Leptidea sinapis is the source of this 5754-nucleotide messenger RNA. RefSeq names its product multiple coagulation factor deficiency protein 2 homolog. Bases 230 to 886 code for a protein of 218 amino acids. Lineage: Eukaryota; Metazoa; Arthropoda; Insecta; Lepidoptera; Pieridae. The record is from RefSeq and is a predicted model, not a curated record. Gene Ontology annotation, molecular function: calcium ion binding. The transcript has 7 exons.